Molecule: messenger RNA, 2337 nt
Organism: Pteropus alecto (black flying fox)
Lineage: Eukaryota; Metazoa; Chordata; Mammalia; Chiroptera; Pteropodidae
Gene: FBXO39
Product: F-box protein 39
Exons: 3
Coding region: 81-1412 (443 amino acids)
Molecular function (GO): protein binding
Source: RefSeq, a predicted model, not a curated record
AAAAAGAGUGAUUACUUUUCUUUCCUCAUUUUUGGAAGCCCUGCCUAUCACAUAGCUGCACUGGACAUCCUGGUUCCUUGAUGGAUGAAGAAAGCCAAUUGAUCGAGCCCCAAGACCAGAGCUGCUGGGCCACUCUGCCCGAUGUGUGCCUGCGUCGUGUUUUCUGGUGGCUGGGAGACAGAGACAGGUCCAGGGCGGCUCUCGUCUGCAGAAAAUGGAACCAGAUGAUGUAUUCGGCUGACCUCUGGCGAUACAGGACCAUCACAUUCAGUGGGAGACCUUCCAGGGUACAUGCAUCUGAAUUCGAGUCAGCUCUUUGGUACGUUAAGAAAUUUGGUCGUUAUCUGGAGCACCUGGAGAUCAAAUUCAUGAAUCCUUACAAUGCUCUCUUGACCAAGAAGUUCCAGGUCACCAUGCGAGGCCUUCUCUCAUGUCUCGGCAAGAGUAACAGCCGUCUGAAAUCUCUUUCCAUUCAGCACCUGGAGCUGGAUCGCCUGGUCUGGAGGCACAGCAUCAAGAGCUCUUUCAUCAAAAGCUUGACCUUCUUCUUAAAGAAAAUGGGCAAACACCUGGAUUAUCUCAACCUGAAAGGGGCCAGGGUGACUGUGGAGCAAGGCUGUCAUGUUCUAAACUCUCUGAGCUACUUAAGGAAUGAGAGUAUGGCAUCAGAGCUCAACAUAGAGGACUUCUUCAGCCACCACCUCGCCGUCUACAGCAGCUCCGAGUUCAACAAGACCAUGUCCACGUUCCGCAACCUUGUGUCCCUGACCCUCAACUACAACUGCAUCUCUGACGAGCUACUUGAGGACUUGUGUGAGAAUAAUUCCAGUACCCUCCGGACUAUAAACAUCAAAUGCCACGUUCAUGACCCCCACGGGCAGGUCAUCUGGGGCAUGUCUUGGGCCAAGCUAGCCAGGCACACCACCAACUUGAAGGUGAACUUCUUCUUUGAGCGAGUCAUGAAGUACGAGCGCUUGGUUCGGAUUCUCUUGCAGGAGAUCCCAAUCAGGAGCAUCAGUCUGAGAAGCUGCUAUUUCAGUGACCCAGACUGGUCCAUGCGACCCACUCUGCUGGAUCUCCUGCCCACAUUCCGGCACACUCUACAGAAAUUAACUUUUGAGUUCAACAACAACCACGAGUCCCUCGACGAGGAGCUGCACCUCCUUAUCUUAUCCUGCAGGAAGUUGUUUUACUUCAAAAUCUGGGCUUUCCUCGAUGUUAACUUUGUGGAGCGGAUCCUGAAGAGUCAGGAAGAAGGACAGUGUGCCCUGCGCACACUCAAGGUGAGAAUUUAUACAAACAGAUAUGAGACGAAUGAAGAGGACAGGACACUGAGGGAAAUUUACCGGAGGUUCAGAAAGCUGAUCAACUCAGAGCUUAACUAUUUUGUCAUCGCCUACCCCAUGAUGUAAUGAGCACUCUCCAGAGGAAGAAGCUAGGAGCACUUUGAAGUUGAAGACCUGGUUCUCGCAGACGGACACUUGGGGCAUCCCCUCCCCCCACUCCUUUUUCUUCUCUCUCUCCUUUUUUGCCACUUCCACGCCAAUACGAACGCCCCAGCAAAAGCUGGGGCUGCUGGUAAUACGAAGGCCUCAGGAGACUUUAAAGUGCUAUAUUUACCAACUAUCCAGGGGUGAUUUCUCGUUUUGUCCUUCGGUUUUGAUUUUUGACACCCUUACUCGGCCACAGAGCUAAAAGCUCAGAGCCACUCAGAGCCGUUUCUUGCCCUGCUAACCUGUGUACCUGAAAAGGUAUAACUAACCAGAGCAAAUAGAACCAUGUUUUCUACUCACUGACAUGAUCAGUUCAGAAAUGUUUUUUAUCUUGGCUGGCCUUCCUGUCAGAGCCUCCUGAUACUGAUAUUGGCCGGGUCUGAUUUCAGAUGAAUGGAAACCUACCAGCAUGUCCUCCAACAAAGCAGGGAAAUUCUCAGUUCUUAGAAGGAGCCUGUUCAGAGCCAGAACUCUCUCCUACGGAAGGACCUCAGCACCUAAUAUAUCAGUGUUGUGGACUCAGAUCUCCAGCAUCUGCUUUUCUUGUGUCUCCUUCAUGUUCCCAUCCAGGCAGCACGGUGCCCAGUCCUCAGGUGUGGGGCAGAACGGAAAGUAGCCGUUACACUCACAUUUAUGAAGCAUUUGUGAUGUCAUGGGGAAAUGUUCUUAAUGCAAUGUUAAGUGAAAAAAAAGCAGGACACAAGAUUGUAUAUUUAGUGUGAUGUCAAUCAUCUAAAACACAUAAAGAGUUUUUUUUUGAAAGCAUAGACGAGAUACACCAAAUAUGUUAACAGUUAUCUCUGGGCAGUGGAAUUGUGGGUGGUUUUAAUUUUCCUUUUUGCGC